Molecule: messenger RNA, 957 nt
Organism: Strongyloides ratti
Lineage: Eukaryota; Metazoa; Nematoda; Chromadorea; Rhabditida; Strongyloididae
Product: Dehydrodolichyl diphosphate synthase
Exons: 3
Coding region: 1-957 (318 amino acids)
Biological process (GO): polyprenol biosynthetic process
Cellular component (GO): endoplasmic reticulum; dehydrodolichyl diphosphate synthase complex
Molecular function (GO): ditrans,polycis-polyprenyl diphosphate synthase [(2E,6E)-farnesyl diphosphate specific] activity
Source: RefSeq, a predicted model, not a curated record
AUGACUAGAGAAGAAAGUAAAUUAAUUAAAUGGUUUCCUGAAAAUAAUAUUCCAUACUGGUUAAAAAUUGCAAAAAAAAUUCUCCAGUUAACGGGUCCCAUUCCAAAUCAUAUUGCAUUUGUUAUGGAUGGUAAUCGACGUUUUGCAAGAAACAAUAAAUUAUUAUCUCCAUUAGAAGGACAUAAAAUGGGAUUUGAACAAUUAACUAAGAUAUUGGAUUGGUGUAGAGAAUUAACAAUAAAAGAGGUUACUGUAUAUGCUUUUAGUAUAGAAAAUUUCAAAAGAAGUAAAGAAGAAGUUAAUGGACUUAUGGAGAUGGCUGAAAAGAAAUUUCAAGAGUUAUUAGAUGAAAAAGAAGAAUUAGAAAGAAAACAGUUAUGUGUACGUUUUUAUGGAGACUUAUCUCUUUUGUCAACCUCUUUACAAAAGUUAAUGGCGAAGAUUGAAUUAGUUACAAGAAAUUAUUCUAAUUGUUUCAUUAAUAUUUGUUUAGCUUAUACAUCACAAAAUGAAAUUGAACGAGCUAUGAAAGCUAUUCAAAGCGGAAUAAAAGAAGGUGUAUUAGAAGAUGAAUCAAUUUCAGAAUGUUUAUUAGAAAAAUGUCUUGAUACAAGGUAUGGCUCUGAAGUUGAUUUAUUUAUACGAACUAGUGGCGAACAAAGGCUUAGUGAUUUUUUACUAUAUCAAUCUGUCAAUACACAUUUAUACUUUGAUAAUAUAUUGUGGCCGGAAUUUAAUGCUUGGCAUCUUAUUAAUGCUAUACGAAGUUACCAAGGUUACCAUUCAAAAGUUUCCUAUAUUGCAAAGAUGACGAGGGCAAAAGGGACGAAUAUUAGGGAUAUCCUUGGAGACAAGAAGACUGCCAUCCAACUUCAACAAGAUAAAUUUUUAGAAUGGUUUGAAAAGAAACAUUUAGUUCAUCUGCAAAAACUUGCUACUAUGGAAAUAAUUUCAUGA